UGCGCGUCCAUAUCUAUCCAUAUUUGUGCGUAUUUGCUCUAAGUUCAAGUCCACGAGUCCUGGGUUUCCCUUCAAGCCCAACGUCAGCUCGCCACGCUCCUUUUCAACAACACUCCUUUACGAUGGGCCUCCUCAAACGUUUAUUCUCUAUCGGAAGCAAGAAGAACAAGAAACAGCGUCCCGCAAUUGUCCACAAUGUUGCUCUGCCCGAAGAACCAGAAGUUGAGGGGGCUCUUAAUGAUGCUGAACACGAGGCUGCUGUUGGGCGUCUCUUGAGGUCGACAUCUGCACGAUUUGUCGAGCGCCCGGAAUUCGACUACGCCUCUUUACGACCUAUUCGCCAUCCUAUUAACCAAGUCAUUCAAACCCCUGCUUCCUCGGCGGUCAGCUUGGCUAGCUCUACAUUGAGCCAGCGUGGGACCUACAACGUUACAGUACACCAACGCACGAGACAUGGCUCCACAGAGUUCCCUAACGCGAAUCGAGGGCUCGAAGAAAAAGGAAACAAGAGGCAGUCGCUGUUGCCAAUGGAAGAUAGUCGGGUGCUUAGACUGCGGUCUGACCCAUCUGUUGCCAGUCUGAUUGACCUGUACGACGAACACGGCAAGCUCUCGAAUGACGCCUUUUCCAACAGCCUUUCCAAUAGUCCUCCACCCGCCGAGCCCAAGAAGGAGGAGCGGGCCCAAUGCCGACGCAGCGGUUCCACACUCCGUCAACUCCUUGGAGCACCAGAUAGCCUGCGCUCGCGACACGCGAACGACAGUGGUGGAGAAGGAGAUAUUUCCUGGGCAGAAAGAUUCUUAGCGGAGACAGAAGCUCUUUCGUCAACCUCGUCUCUGGGAUUGCCAACUCCAAGCACUCCCGAAUUCCCUCCGCAACAUACUCAACUAGAUAUUUCUUUUGUCACGGAUGCCGACAUUUCGACAGGGACGUUCGAUAAUCCCGCCAUUUCAUCUAUGGAGGUGGAAAUUAAUGACUCUCAAAACAUCUCUCAAGACCUCGAAAAUUUGCACAAGAAGAACAGCCCCUACAGCAAUCCCGAACCCAGCACACCUCAAAGAGCCUCCCAAAUCUUCGGGUUCUUGACCCGUGGCAAGCAAUCCAAGCCAGCAGAGGAGUUGAUGUUUGAUAGGACUCUUCCCGAUCCGCCAAGCUGCUUCAGCUCUCCUUCCGACGAAAACGCCCACGACCGCUCUUCCGACUCCCAUAUCAUGUCAAUGGACACCUCUACGGAUUUUACGUUUGCCCCAACACGAUUCUCAGCGAUACCCAUGCCUCUCAUCGAAGAUACCCCCCGACCCCACCACCGCCUAGCUCAAAUUGCAAAUACGCCAAUCCCACCAAGGGAGUCGCAGGUCCUGCGCUCAGCUUUCUCUGACGACAGCCACGAUUACCACAUGGUUUCGACGAUCAACAUACCUUAUGAUCGUGAAGAGCCACAGCCUUUAAGCGCUCCUCCCGAGGUGCCGGAUAAGCGACAAAACGACAUCAAGGUCAUUAUGAACGGACCUACGAAAGUUAUUGUCACCUCCGCGACUCCCUCCACCAAUCACAACGGCCCUCGUCUUCUUCGGGGCCCUCGCGCUCCCCCCAGGAAGAAUUCCACCGGCAGUGUGUCUCGGAGACGAUCUGCCUUGGUUGAACUUUCCAACUCAUCUCCCAACGACCCGUUCACAUCCGCGCCGCCUCGCCAUCGACCACAACAUCGCCGUAGUAGCUCAACGACGUCCAUCAACUCGCUCUCGCGGAGAAAUUCCGACCGGAAUGCUGACUAUCAUUCGAGCAAGAUCAAGAAGGCCGAUUUUGUUUCUCAGCACAAGGAGAACAGACUUGGUCUUUCGGUCAAGACUGAGUUGCCGUCGACGCCUCUUCGUUCAAAUACCACAGGCUCGCGGUCUCUCCUACGCUCAGUGAUACAACAAAGCAUGUUCCAGCCCCCAGUCGGGAUGACCCCUUCUCCUGCCUCGUCAUCGUCAAUGUCUCCUAUAGGACAACAAAUGAUGAUGGAUGUCCGCCAGCAGAGGAUGAAGGCGCGAGAGGCGGACCGCGACAAGACAUCUCACAGAUUCGCGUCGGACCGGAAUACGAACCGGAUAUGAU
Molecule: messenger RNA, 2100 nt
Organism: Cyclocybe aegerita
Lineage: Eukaryota; Fungi; Basidiomycota; Agaricomycetes; Agaricales; Hemipholiotaceae
Source: the annotation of a GenBank genome assembly